This is a messenger RNA of Diversispora eburnea, 1633 nucleotides long. NCBI's taxonomy places the organism in Eukaryota, Fungi, Glomeromycota, Glomeromycetes, Diversisporales, Diversisporaceae. The record is from the annotation of a GenBank genome assembly.
GCAAGCUUUACCUUAUGGGGGCAUACCUUCAUCUGCAUUGAAUAGGAAAAUGGAAAAAACUGAUCCACUCCUUAUUGAUGCCAUUGCCCAAGUGGACGCUUUCCAUGAUCAAGAAGAUUAUUAUACUGAUUAUGCGCGAGGCAGAUCAUUGAUCGGAGUUGUUGAUCCAAUACGACACCCUGAAUUAUCGUUAGGAUUUUUAGGAAACGAUCUUAGAGGGAACCAGGUUGGACCUGAUAUUAAUAAAAUUUCGAAGCAAAUGCAACGUCGCAAAACUGGUCUUACUAUAGGAAUGGGUACUAAUGCUGAUACUCAAAUACAUAAUCAACUUAAGGGUAAUACUCACGUUUUCUCUACACAAAAGGAAGGAAAAAUUAAUGAAGUGACUUCACCUAGUGAAACUAAUUAUGCAGGGCGCACUAUAAUGCGAAAUCCUGAAGAGUGGCAAAAAAUACUUUCCAAAACUAAAUUACCUGUACAAAAAUAUGGUAAGGUGCCCAGUUCGUAUAGCACCCCCAAGAAAGAUAGAAAUAUUAUGUUACAGAAGCCAGAUCAAUCAUGGAAUCUCCAACAGUAUACAAAUAUAACUGGUUUAUAUAUCGCUCCUCCAAAAGACAGAAACAUAAUGUUGCAGAAGUCUGAUCAAUCGUGGGGUCUCCAGCAGGACGUUAAUGAGACUAGGCAUAUUCUAUUCAAUAUGUAUAUGGUACUCGCCACUAAGGGAAUGGUUCAAACUAAGACUGAAUUUGUUUUGCCAUCUGGUUUUGAAAAAUCUAUUCCUAAAAAUAGUAGAGAACUUAUUCUUCCAUCAAAUCCCUAUUCACUAAGUGAAAUGCAGCAUGAAGACCAACAAAGGCAUUUAUCAUUACAAGACCUAACAUCCCAUGCUGAGACAUUCCAGAGACCAAUUCUUGCUUCAGACCUCUACCCAAUGAACGAAAUGCAGCGUGAAGAACAAGAGAGGCAUUUAACAUUGCAAGAUAAAACAUCCCAUAUUGGGACAUUUUGGAAACCAAUUUUCACUUCAGACCUUUACUCAAUAAGUGAGAUGCAACGUGAAGAGCAGGAAAGGCAUUUAUCAUUGCAGGAUAUAACAUCCCAUUCUGGGACAUUUCGAGGACCAAUUUUACCUACUGAUUUGGAAUUUCUUUAUAGACAACAACAAGAGGAGCAGAAUCGAGACGUAAAUACUUCUCUACAAAAAUCCUAUCUGACUAAGGGGAUGCUACCAGCCAUUUAUCCAGAGAAAGCGAUACAAGAUAGCUUAAUUACUGAUACAUUUUCUAACGCACAUUUAGCUAAUAUCGCUGAGACGUUACCUAAAUCUGCUGGAGCUGAUCAAUAUAAUAUUCAUGUUUAUAGUUCUGCCCCUCCACAGAUUUCAACAGAAAGAUCGAACCCAGACACUCUUUGGCAACAUACUUAUGAAAAUUCACCUAUAUCUGGGUCAUCUCUUCCUGAAUGGCGAAGUCAUACCGAUGAUACAAUGGCUUUAGGAAAUUCAACUGAAACUGUCUUCAGAUCUAAUGUAUCUGGGGGUUAUGGUACUGUUCCCACUGGACCUAAAACUUUACGCGCAUACAAAGAAAGUGACUCUAUGAAUUUACAUGACGAAUUGGUUAAUUCCUUUUAA